AUGACCGUCCCCAUGACCCUGGGGGAGCAGCCCGUUCCAAGCAUCCGUGACUUCAGCCCCAGGCGUGCUGUGCAGGACGAGGCGAGCUCCAUGUCCAUCCGCUGGCCAGGCCGCUCCCUGGGAAGCCACGCGUGGAUACUGAUGGCCGUGCUCCAGCUCGCUGUGGACCUCCCCUCCUGCGAGUCACGGGGCCCCAGCCCUGACUUCCGGCUCCUGCCCCGGCCGCCGCCCCGGCCGCCCCGGCUGUGGAAUCUCAAGAGCGGACAUCUGGCCAGGCCCACCACCCCCGUCUGGAGCCCCCGACCGCCCCGCGGGGAGCGGGCGCACGGGCCCAUGCAGACUCCACGCGCCAAGCGGGCCCACAGGCCCAGGGACCAGGCGGCAGCCCUCGUGCCCAGAGCCGGGCUCGCCAAGCCCCCUGCGGCCGCCCAGUCCAGCCCUGCCCUUGCCUCCUCUGCCUCCGCCCGGGCCCCGGCGGCGGCGGCCGGCGGCACCGCCACGGAACAGCACGACCUCCUGAGCAGGGCCAGGAGGCAGGUGCAGGGGCUGGGUUUCGGCAGCUUUGACUUCCGGGGCGGCCGGCCCACCACGGAGACAGAGUUCAUCGCCUGGGGGCCCACGGGGGACGAGGAGGCCCUGGAGUCCAAUACGUUCCCGGGCGUGUUCGGCCCCACCACGGUCGCCGUCAUACAGACGCGGAAGACCACAGUGGCCACCACCACCACCACCACCACCACGGCCACCUCUGUGCCGCUGCAGACCAAGGGGGUCACCGAGCCCCUGGAUCCCGGGAAGAGGAUCCCGGUUGGGGUUAGCACAAUGGAGCCUCCCACCAGUCCCGGCAGCAAUGGGAAAGACAUCCAGCCUCCACGGAUUCUGGGGGAGACGUCAGGUCUGGCCGUGCACCAGAUCAUCACCAUCACCGUCUCCCUCAUCAUGGUCAUCGCUGCUCUCAUCACAACUCUUGUCUUAAAAAACUGCUGUGCCCAGAGCGGCCGUGCGCGGAGGAGCAGCCACCAGCGCAAGAUCAACCAGCAGGAGGAGAGCUGCCAGAACCUGACCGACUUCCCGCCGGCCCGGGCGCCCAGCUCCGUGGACAUCUUCACGGCCUACAACGAGAGCCUGCAGUGCUCCCACGAGUGCGUGCGGGCGCCCGUGCCCACCUACGCGGACGACACGCUGCACUCGGCCGGGGAGUUCAAGUCCGCCUUUAACGGAAACCGACCCCCCUCCUCCGACCGGCACCUCAUCCCCGUGGCCUUCGUGUCUGAGAAGUGGUUUGAAAUCUCCUGCUGA
Molecule: messenger RNA, 1296 nt
Organism: Lepus europaeus (European hare)
Lineage: Eukaryota; Metazoa; Chordata; Mammalia; Lagomorpha; Leporidae
Gene: AJAP1
Product: adherens junctions associated protein 1
Exons: 6
Coding region: 1-1296 (431 amino acids)
Cellular component (GO): cell-cell contact zone; adherens junction; cytoplasmic side of plasma membrane
Molecular function (GO): beta-catenin binding
Source: RefSeq, a predicted model, not a curated record